AUGAGAAGCAAAUCACUUGCUUUUGCUUGGCUUCUGCUCCUGUUGUGCGCAGCGCUGAAGAUCGAGCUGUCGCAGGCCGCAGACGCUUGCGGCACCAGCGGUGUGUGCGUUUGCCCAUUUCCAAUUGUAAACGUCUACUGCACCGGUCUCGAUCUCACAGAGAUUCCAACCAACAUCCCGACAACUACCCAAGCACUUUACUUGUAUGACAAUAAGAUCACCAGGAUUUCUGCUAAUGCUUUUGCAGGACUUUCUCAAGUGACGACCCUAUGGAUUCAUGACAACCAAAUUACAACCAUUCCAAGCAAUGCAUUCGCGGGACUGACAUCGCUGCAAACUCUCUGGCUGUACAACAACAACAUCACCAGCCUUGCCGCCAACGCAUUUUCAGGACUGUCGUUGCUGACGGAGAUGGACAUGCAUGGAAAUCGCAUCACGACCAUUCCAACGACCGCGUUUCCUGGUUUGUCAAAGUUGAAUACCUUCUAUCUGCACUACAACCAGAUCACAAGCAUUGCUAUUCAAGCUUUCAAAGACUUGACUCGUUUGGCAACAUUCUCGUUGAACAACAACCGCAUUACAAGCCUUCCCGAGGGUGCGCUCACUGGACUGCAGUCGCUGAAGCUGCUAGAUCUGGCCUACAACGAGCUCACGAGCCUUUCUGCCUAUGCGACCAGUGGCUUGAGCGUUGUGACCAGCAUACACCUGCAGUACAACAAACUCACUAGCAUUGACUCAUUGGCAUUCGUGUACCGCGACAAGCUGGAAUAUCUUCUUCUCGAUAACAACCGCCUCAACCAGAUCACCAGUUUUUCUGCAAAUGUCUUUGCAACUCUUACCUCGCUGAUCGAUUUAAAUUUGGGCGCAAACGAGAUUACUAGCAUCCCCACAGCCACCUUCGCCGGCCUUACAAGCCUGCAAACACUCUACGUCCACGACAACCUGCUCACCAGCGUCCCCGUAGCUGCCAUGACGAGCUUUGCUUCACAACUGCGGCAUCUAUUCCUGGUUGGCAACAAGAUCUCGGCGGUUUCCUCGACUGACUUUGCUGGAUUACCUCGUCUCAAGUCUCUCGGUCUGACUUCCAACCAGAUCACAAGCCUUCCUGCAAACGCAUUUCAAGCGCUCACAACCAACACAGACCUUUACGCCCUGUACAUGGAGAGCAAUCCAUUCACAACUUUGCCGCCCGGACUGUUCAAGGGAUUGAGCAAUGGAAUAUCGUUGGCCCUCGGUUCUUGGCUUGUAUCCGACAAGUUCUUGACACCAAACAACUUUACGUUUGCGGGUAAUACUGUGGCCCCGCCCAGCACCUAUGGCAAUGCAACCCGGCCGCUGAAGUGUGAUACGGCCUGUUCAACCUGCUUUGCGGCUGGAUCUGCCUCGUGCUGCAGUGCCAACUGUCUGAUUUGCAAUUCAACAACCAAGUGCAAUGUGUGCUACGAUGGCUAUCAACUCGUUGGAAUGAACUUUUGCAUGGCGUCCCCGUCUGUUACGUCAGCUGCCUCUGUGGCUUCUGCGUCGGUCGCAGCCCUUGUGUCGGCAACCUCUGCGUCGUCUGCGUCCAUCGCAUCGGCCAGCUCUGCAAUUUCUGCCUCUGCGGCGUCCACUGCUUCCGCGUCCUUUGCAUCCUUUGCUUCACGUGCAUCUGAAAUUAUCGGGUCGCAAGUUUCCGUGUCUUCGGUCUCUGGCGCUUCCAAGUCUUCUGUUCGAAUGGUUGCAUCGCUUUCGGCGUCCGUCGCAUCUCUUGUUUCAGCGGCAUCGGCCUUGUCCGCAUCGGUUGCGUCGAUGAGCUCUGCGUCCGACAUGUCGGCGUCGGCGGCCUCCACACGCUCUGCAUCAAUCGCGUCCCGUGCUUCAGCCGCUUCUGCCCUGUCGGCUUCUGCUGCUUCUGUGGCGUCUGUCUCUACUGUAUCUGCUCUGUUCGCUUCUACUGCUUCAGCGGCCUCUGCUUCUGAAUCUGUUUCUUCUGCCGUUUCUGCGGCAUCUGUCUCUGCUGUCUCUGCUGUAUUUGUCUCUGCUGCAUCUGUGUCAGGUGCAUCUGUCUCUGGUGCAUCAGUUUCUGUUGCAUCUGUCUCUGCUGUCUCUGCGGCAUCUGUCUCUGGUGCUUCUGCAUCCGCUCUGCGGUCUUCCGUGUCUUCUACUUCAAGCGCUUCGACAUCGACUCUGCCCGGUGUUCAAUCCAGCUCGGUGGGCCCCAGUUCGACUGCUCUAGCUGUUUCCUCGUCCGCCCUGCCGAUUACCUCAUCUACGCCUCCCCCUGUGGCCUCGACCUCCGCUUUGCUUCCGUCGACUGUCUCGGAGGCGUCAGUAGCCCCUCUCACGAGCAUCUCGCCCACUUUGCAGACAUCUGCUGCGUCUGCAACCUCCGCCGAUCCUGACAACCCGAACGAGGAAGCGUCUUCCUCUUCCGCGGCAGUGACUGCCGGUAUCGUUGUUGGAGUGCUGGCACUCGCAGUGUUGGGUGCCCUUCUUGUCGUUGCUCUCCGACGCCGUCGUGCUGCGAUGGGCGCUGAUGCUCGCAAACCGUCUGGAGCCGAUACUCGCCCGGUGGCGCAUAUGGCCAAUCCCACCUUCUCAACAGCCUAA
Messenger RNA from Capsaspora owczarzaki ATCC 30864, 2589 nucleotides. RefSeq lists its product as hypothetical. Gene Ontology annotation, molecular function: protein binding. The transcript has 16 exons. Lineage: Eukaryota; Filasterea; Ministeriida; Capsasporidae. Gene Ontology annotation, cellular component: extracellular matrix. The record is from RefSeq and is a predicted model, not a curated record. The coding region runs from base 1 to 2589 and encodes 862 amino acids.